Messenger RNA from Dibothriocephalus latus, 633 nucleotides. NCBI's taxonomy places the organism in Eukaryota, Metazoa, Platyhelminthes, Cestoda, Diphyllobothriidea, Diphyllobothriidae. The record is from the annotation of a GenBank genome assembly.
AUGGAGAAUACCGCCAGGCAUCUUAUCAUCAGCGUGGGCCAAAGGGUUUUCCUAUCUCUACCGGAACACGCUAGUCUCACCCCCGGCCACUGCUUCAUCGCGCCACAUGAACACAUUGGUGCUAUGACGCGGGUUGACGGAGUCGCUGCUGAUGAGGCUUACGCCUACAAGCAGAAACUCUGCAAAUUAGCAUCCCGGUCGCUUGACCUCUCUCAUGGCUCCUACGUAUUCCUCGAAGUUGCAGCCUAUCCCAAUUCGUACAAACAUCAUGUUAGGAUAGAAUGCAUUCCAGUCGACAGGGAGACCUUAGAAGAGCUCCCCCUUUACUUUAAGAAAGCGCUUCAUGAACUGGGGUCAGAAUGGGAUCAAAACAAGCGCGUAAUCCCGCUGCGGAGACCGGGUUUUGGUGCCCGUGAUUCGGUGCCUGAAAACUUUGGCUAUUUUGCCGUCGAAUUUGGUGAUCGGGGCGAGGGCUUUGUGAAGGUCAUUGAAGACUGGUCCUCCUUUCCGCCCUACUUUGGCCGUGUAUGUAUACCGGUUUUUUUAAGUUUCACCUCGCACCUUGUCGUGUUAAUCCCGUUAUCUUACGGUCUGUCCAUGUGCAGAAGCCCCGGUUUGUGCUCUUCAUGUUAA